GCUAAGGAGCAUCAGUGCGUUAUCAGCCUCCGUACGCGCACGCCACCGCGCGGUGUCAAUACAGAGUCAAGUCGGUUAUCUGGCUCACGUCGGGGCGGUUUGCCAGUUCGGGUGCCAGGCCUAGCUGUCUUCUAGGGUAUCAACUAGGGCCAAGUCGGGUUAGUUUGGCUAGUUGGGUGUCAAGUUGGGCAUAAAGUUGGGUGUCAAGUCAGUGGGGCUUCGAACUUGAAACCGAAGUUGGGUGUCAAGUCGAGCAGGGCGUCGAACUUGGUCGUGAAGUUGGGUGUCGAGUCAAGUGAGCCGUCCUCGCGAAUGGAGGGUAAGCCGGUUAACAGCCGAUAAGGUAGUCAAGGCACCGACCAUGACGGGCCCGUCCGCGCCCGGCCGCCGCUAGCCGGCUGCAGCGCGAGUGCACCCGAGUGCAGGCAGCCAGGACGCGACCACCGCGCCGCCCUGGCCGUGAACGGGGCGCCAAGCGAAGCCACCCCCUUGCUGCAGACGCCACCGCGCGGGACGAGCCUCGCCAUGCUCAUCAAGACCAAGCUUCCCAUGGCGUCGGCGAUGGAGGACGAGAAGUCGCCCCCGCUGGAGGAGAGUGACCACAUCUGCGACGCCAUCGGCGGCUUCGGCCGGUGGCAGCUCAAGCUGACGUUUCUGCUGUCGCUCGUCAACAUCCCCUGCACGUGGCACAUCUUCGUGCCCACGUUCCAGGUCCCCGCCACCGACGACUUUUGGUGCCUCAGACCGCCCGCCCUCAAGACCCUCACCAGCGACCUGUGGAUCAACAUCAGCCACCCCUACAUCCUCGACAAGGACGGCCAGCUGCGGUACGACCGGUGCAACGUCUUCGACGUGGACUACUCGAGGCUGUCCAUGUUCGGCGCCUCGUCGAUCGAGAGCGCCGCCGCCCUGCUGCAGCGCGACAACUCGACGCCGACGAGGCCGUGCUCCAAGUGGGAGUUCAACAGCACGCUGGGGUACACGCUGCUGCAGGAGUGGGACUUGGUGUGCGACCGGGCCCACCUCAAGGACACCGCCGAGAUGACGUUCCUGGCCGGCGUCGCCCUGGGCGGCUUGGUGUCCGGCAUGAUCUCCGACAAAUUCGGCCGAAAGAAGACCCUGCUGAGCUCCCUCAUCGCCCAGAUCAUGGUCGGCACCAUCAUCGCCUUCAACCCCUGGUUCGAGGCGCACUGCGUGCUCCGCUUCUUCCUCGGCUUCAUCUCCGUCGGCAUCGUCUUCAGCGGCUUCGUCCUGUGUAUGGAGGUGGUGGGCGGCAAGUGGCGCACCAUCUCCGGCGUGUCGUACCUGUUCCCGGUGCCGCUCAGCUACAUCAUGAUAGCCGGCAUUGCCUACCUGGUGCGCGACUGGCGCUCCAUCCAGCUCGCCAUCACGCUGCCUGCCAUCACGCUGCUGUCCUUCUUCUGGAUCAUGCCGGAGUCGCCGCGCUGGCUGCUGUCCGUGGGCCGCAAGGACCUCGUGGUGCCCAUCCUGCAGGACGCGGCCAGGACCAACAAGCUGACGCUGCCCGCCAGCCUGGACAAGCAGCUGCAGCAGGAGUGCACCCCGACGGCGGAGGACUCUGCCGGUGUGCUGGACCUGUUCCGGACGCCACACAUCCGGAAGAUCUCCCUGCUGCUGUACGUCAUCUGGUUCUCCGUGUACCUGGCGUACUACGGCCUGGUGCUCAACAUCAACCAGUUCGCCGGGGACCCCUACGUCAACACCGUCCUGUCAGGUGUGGUGGAGGUGCCGUCCAUCGCGCUCAGCAUCCUGAUCCUGCUCAAGAUGGGCCGGCGGUGGCCGUGCUGCCUGACGCUGGUGGUGGGCGGCGUGGCCUGCCUGCUGACGCUCCUCGUGCCCCCCAGCACGCAGCAGGCCAGCACCGCGCUCGCCAUGGUGGCCAAGUUCUCGGUGUCGGCCAGCAACGCCAUCAUGCCCGUGUUCACGGCCGAGCUGUUCCCCACCGUGGUGCGCAACGUGGGCGUCGGCGCCAGCAACGUCCCCGCCGGCAUCGCGCUCAUGCUCACGCCGUACCUCUGGAACCUGGCGACGUUCGGCGCCGGUGUGCCCAUGACGGUGAUCGGGGCCAUCUCGCUGCUGGGCGGCUUCACGGCGCUGCUGCUGCCCGAGACGGCCAACGUGCCCAUGCCGCAGACCAUCCAGGAAGGGGAGGCCAGGGGGAAGACCAUCGCCGCCCCGAACAAGUCCGCGUCCUCGCUGUCCGCCAACGGCGACGCCGCCGAGAGGACCAACAGCGUGGCCAGCAACGGCUUCGUGUCGUAGACUCGCCGCCCUGGACGACGACGUCGUCUCCUCCACUGCCUGGCCCAGCCGGGCCCGUCAGGACCCUCUGGACCGCUCAAGCCACAACGCAGCGACCCUGCACUCGAAAAAGUGCCGAACGUCGCCCCGCCGCCUUUCUCCACUCGUCGCG
Molecule: messenger RNA, 2434 nt
Organism: Thrips palmi
Lineage: Eukaryota; Metazoa; Arthropoda; Insecta; Thysanoptera; Thripidae
Product: organic cation transporter protein-like
Exons: 11
Coding region: 526-2283 (585 amino acids)
Biological process (GO): transmembrane transport
Cellular component (GO): membrane
Molecular function (GO): transmembrane transporter activity
Source: RefSeq, a predicted model, not a curated record